Molecule: messenger RNA, 1656 nt
Organism: Spirodela intermedia
Lineage: Eukaryota; Viridiplantae; Streptophyta; Magnoliopsida; Alismatales; Araceae
Source: the annotation of a GenBank genome assembly
AUGGGAAGCCUCGAUGCUAACUGCAUCGCGUCUCCCAGAGGGUUCAGCCCUCUGGAUAUCGACGAUUUCCGGCAGCAGGCCCAUCAGACCGUCGAAUUCAUCUGCGAGUACUACAAGGGCAUCGAGAGCCACCCCGUCGUCCCCCAGGUGGAGCCCGGGUAUCUCCGCCGUCUCCUCCCCGAGACCCCCUCCGCCCAGCCCAUGCCGUUCGCCAAAGUGCUGAGCGAGGUCCAGGCCACCGUCCUCCCCGGCAUGACCCACUGGACCAACCCCAACUUCUUCGCCUACUUCCCCGCCACGCUGUCGUCCGCCGCCCUGUGCGGCGACCUGCUGGCCUCCGCCCUCAACCCCGUGGCCUUCAACUGGCUCUCCUCGCCCGCCGUCACCGAGCUGGAGAGCCUCACGUUGGACUGGCUGGCCCAGCUGAUCCGACUCCCCAAGGGCUUCCUCUUCUCCGCCGGCGGCGGCGGGGUGCUCCAGGCCACCACCAGCGAGGCCGUGCUGUGCACCCUGGUGGCGGCCCGGAAGAUGGUGCUGGAGCGCGCCGGCCACGACGGCGCCGACAAGCUCGUGGUCUACGCCUCCGACCAGACCCACUCCACCUUCGCCAAGGCCUGCAAGAUCGCCGGCAUCGCACCCGCCAACAUCCGGAUCAUUCCCACGGCCCGGGAAGACUUGUUCUCGCUUCGACCCGACUCGCUGCGGGCCGCCAUGGAGGCUGACGCGGCGGCCGGCCUGCUCCCCGCCUACGUGUGCGCCACGGUCGGCACCACCUCCUCCACCGCCGUCGACCCGGUGGCGCAGCUGGCCGAGGUGGCCGGCCGCUUCGGCGCCUGGGUGCACGUCGACGCGGCGUACGCGGGCAGCGCCUGCGUCUGCCCCGAGUUCCGCCACCAUCUGGACGGGGUCGACCGGGUCGACUCCAUCAGCAUGAGCCCCCACAAGUGGCUGCUCACGGGGCUCGACUGCUGCUGCCUCUGGGUGCGGGACCGCGCCCGGCUCACCACCUCGCUCUCCACGGACCCCGAGUACCUCAAGAACCGCGCCACCGAGUCCGGGCUCGUCGUCGACUACAAGGACUGGCAGGUACGGCCCUCUUCCUUCCCUCACCGCUCUCCAACAGCGAAAAACUCCGUGUUCUGCGGGAAUUCCCAUCGAUUCCCGAUUCAAAUCUCCGUAUCUCCCCUUCCAACGCAGCUCACAUCUAAAGUCUGACCUCUUUUCUUCUGCCAACAGAUCGGCACCGGCCGGCGGUUCAGAGCACUGAAGCUGUUCAUGGUGAUGAGGUGCUACGGCACCGCGAACCUGCAGUCGCACAUCCGGAGCGACGUCCGGAUGGCCCGGGGCUUCGAGGAGAUGGUCGCCGCCGACACCCGGUUCGAGGUCGUCGUCCCGCGGCGGUUCGCUCUCGUCUGCUUCCGCAUGCGGCCGCGCCGCGCCGGUGCGGACGGCGAGGCGGAGGCGGACGCAGCGAACCGAAGGCUGCUGGAGGAGGUGAACAACAGCGGCGGGAUCUACGCCACUCAUACGGUCAUCGGCGGGAUCUACGUCAUCCGCUUCGCGGUGGGCACCACGCUGACCGAGGAGCGGCACGUCAAGGCGGCCUGGGAGCUCUUCCGGGCAAAAGCCGACGCCGCCUGGGAAGCAGCCCGGUGA